Messenger RNA from Zychaea mexicana, 2343 nucleotides. Its product is annotated as RHD3/Sey1. Gene Ontology annotation, molecular function: GTP binding; GTPase activity. NCBI's taxonomy places the organism in Eukaryota, Fungi, Mucoromycota, Mucoromycetes, Mucorales, Lichtheimiaceae. Bases 1 to 2343 code for a protein of 780 amino acids. Gene Ontology annotation, biological process: endoplasmic reticulum membrane fusion. Gene Ontology annotation, cellular component: endoplasmic reticulum. The record is from RefSeq and is a predicted model, not a curated record. The transcript has 11 exons.
AUGAGCAACAACGAAGAUACUGCAGUUGCGAAGCAAGAUGAUGUUAACGGCAUCAAGUCAUGGGAUGAGGAUAACGGCUUCAUUCCACGUCUUCAAAUCGUUGACGAAAAUCAAGAUUUUACUGAAGAGUUACCGAGUUACAUGGGCAAAUGGUCACUCGCAGAAGCAGGAUUUCAGUAUAAUGUCGUCGCUGUAUUCGGCUCACAAAGCACGGGCAAAAGUACCUUGUUAAAUCGACUGUUUGGUACAUCCUUUGAUGUGAUGGAUGAAAAGCAGCGCAGCCAGACGACCAAAGGUAUCUGGAUGUCCCGUGGUCGAGGAAUGCAUGUGCUCGUGAUGGAUGUCGAAGGUACCGAUGGCCGUGAACGUGGCGAGGAUCAAGAUUUCGAGCGUAAAUCGGCACUUUUCUCCAUGGCAACGAGUGAAGUGAUCAUUCUGAAUUUGUGGGAACAUCAAGUGGGCCUCUAUCAGGGUGCCAAUAUGGGCUUGCUCAAGACUGUUUUUGAAGUCAACCUUCAACUGUUCCAGAAUCAAAAAGGCAAGGAAAAGACUUUGAUCUUGAUUGUCAUUCGUGAUCACGUUGGUUCUACCCCACUGGAAAACUUGGCCACGACACUUCAAGCUGAUCUUGAAAAGAUUUGGAGCGGGUUAUCCAAGCCUGAAGGUUUGGAGGACUGCAAGAUCCAUGAUUACUUUGAUUUCAUGUACACCGGAUUGCCCCACAAAGUUCUUCUUCCCGAGAAAUUCGACGAAGAAGUUGUCAAGCUUCGAACGCGAUUCAAUGAUCCCAAGGAUGCCAAUUACGUGUUCCGUCCUCAAUACCACAAGCGCAUCCCCGCCGACGGAUACCAUGUCUAUGCUUCAAGUAUCUGGGACAAGAUUCUGUCCAACAAAGACUUGGAUUUACCCACCCAACAAGAACUUUUGGCACAAUAUCGCUGUGAUGAGAUUUCAAAUGCUGCAUUCGAACGAUUUAUGGAGCGGAUAGCACCUUUUAAAAACCCAAUCUUGGAAAAGGCACAGACGGUCCCUGAUUUGGGCAAGCAAAUGGAUGACAUCCGCAGCGAGGCCCUGAAUUCGUUUGACAAGAACGCUUCACGAUACCACCAAGGGGUUUAUGAAAAGAAGCGAAAGGAUAUGUUGGCCAAGCUCAACACACAGCUCAACGUGUUCUUCGUCGGUCAAUUGAAGAAUUUGCACAAGAAGGCCAUCACAAUGUUUGAAGAGAACCUCAAGGCCGAAUUGAAAAAGCCUUCAUAUAAUUUUGCCGAAAUCGUAGAUGAGUGCCUGAAGGAGGCUAACGAUCUUUUUGUAUCCGGUGCCAAAGCCAUUGUGCUUUCUGAUACGGAUUGGUCAUAUGGCCAUGAGCAUAACCAGCUCGAAGAAGCUUUUGCAAAGGUGUCUGCGCAGGCUCGUGCAGAUGAAUUCAAGAAGAUGAGCAAACAGUUGGCGAAACAAGUUGAAAACGAGCUUUCAGAGCCUGUCUCACUAGCAUUGAACAACCCGAAGGAAAAGACUUGGCAUGAUAUCAUCCAAGCUUACAAAACAACUGUUGAGCAUGGACAAAAGACUUUGGUUGACAAGGCCAAGAGCUUCAACUCAUCAGACGAGGAACUGCAGGAGUCCAUACUAGGCUUGAAGCGCCAGGCAUGGCUUGUAUUGCGUAAAAAAGUCGAUGAGGAACUCGCGGAUAAUAUGCUACUAUUGAAAUUGCGUUCGAGAUUCGAAGAAAAAUUCCGCUAUGACGAACACGGUCUGCCACGUGUAUGGAAACCCGAAGAUGACAUUGACAGCUACUUCCGCAAGGCACGAGACGAUGCUCUUACGCUGAUUCCCAUAUUUGCCAAGAUCGACUUGAGCGACGACGAAGGAUUUGACAUUGAAAACGACGAAGACUUUGAUUUCAAACAAACACUUACUAUCCUAACGGAGGCCAAGCAGAUUGAUAUCACUAAUCGAUUCAAGCGGGAGUCGGAUGCGUUCUAUUUGGAAGCAAAGCGUUCGGUUGUGGCAACCACUGCAAAGAUACCCACCUGGCUUUUAGUCGUGAUGAUUGCAUUGGGCUGGAACGAAUUCAUGACAAUUAUCAAGAGUCCUAUUUAUCUCGUUCUCUUCGUCUUUUGCAUUACCUUUGGCUAUAUUAUCUAUGCAUUGAACCUCUGGGGUCCUCUCGAACGUAUCCUCACGACAGUGUUUGGAGAAGCAACCAAAAUGGCCAAGGAACGCGUGGUAGAAGGAAUGGAAAAAGUCAGAGAACAACAACAUCAGCUGCAGCAACUUCAAGGCAGCGGCACCAGUGCUGGUGGUGACAAUGUGGAAAUGAAGUCGUUCAAGGGCGAGUAA